Molecule: messenger RNA, 657 nt
Organism: Amphiprion ocellaris (clown anemonefish)
Lineage: Eukaryota; Metazoa; Chordata; Actinopteri; Pomacentridae
Product: dicentracin-like
Exons: 4
Coding region: 138-482 (114 amino acids)
Biological process (GO): defense response to bacterium
Source: RefSeq, a predicted model, not a curated record
CUGAAAUCAGGAUGCGUUGUUUAAAACACACAAUCAAGAUGACCCAGCUUGAGAGGUUGUAUGAUAUAUAAACCCGAACACAACUCUGUUUGUUGUCUUUGACAUCAGCCAGUUGACCUCCAUCUCAGUCAGAAAGGAUGAAGUGUGUCUCCCUCUUCCUCAUGUUGUCGCUGGUCGUCCUCAUGGCCGAACCAGGAGACGCUUUUAUUCACCACAUCUUCAAGGGAAUUUUUAAUGUUGGCAAGGCCAUCUAUGGGGCCGUGAGACAUGGACGGUGGGGACAGCAGCAGCAGCAGCAGCAGUACCAGCAGGACCAGCAGGAUCUGCAGGACCAGCAGGACCAGCAGGACCAGCAGGACCAGCAGGAUCUGCAGGACCAGCAGGACCAGCAGGAUCUGCAGGACCAGCAAGAGCAGCAGCAAGAGCAACAAGAGCAAAUGGAUCGACGCUUCUUUAACCGGGAGCGGGCCGCUUUUGAUUAGACUUCCAUCUGAAAGAGCCAUGCUAAAACUUUGCUUUAGAUGAAUAGAAAUGUUUUUGUUCUUCAGAAUUCAGAAAAAACAUGGCUUGAAAGCAUUUUUGCAGUGUAGUUUUCAAAAUUUUAAUUGAUUUGGGAAGAAAUGUUGCUCAUUUUGAAUAAAUCUUCACUGUAACACA